UUUUUCAAUGAUUGGCCAUAUUUCUCUUUCUAUUAGACGCUUAUUAAUUUCACAACAAAGACGAUGUUUGAUGCUAUAUAAAAGAAAAAUUAAUAGAACUACAAGUUUCCGGCAAAAUUCGGCAUAUUUUGAACAGUCUUCCACAAACACUAAUUCUUCAUUAAAAUUGGAUAACCAAGAUGAGGAUCAAAUAUUGGAGUAUUAUGAAGUAGAAGAGGAGGGUGUUGAUGUCCCAAUGGUGGCUGAGACAGAGCCUUACCUCAGAAGAGAUUUGCAAUUAAGAGACUUUUCUACACUUUCCCCUAAUGAAAUUGUUGAAGUAUUGGAAGAUCAACGCGCUAAGGACAUUGUUUGUUUUCAAGCAUCCGAAGAAAAUGAUAAUGUUGAUGAAAACAAUAAUGCCAGCGAACAACAACAGGAACAACUUCGCCCAUAUAGCCCAUUUACCAUAAUCUGUUCGCCCUACAAUAAAAGGCAUGGAAAAGCUUUGAUGACAAUUGUACGGGCUUUUGUGAAAAGAAAUUUUUUAUUUGAGGGUCCAAAAGACAUUCCACAUCGUUUUGAUAAAGAUCCAAGUGGUUGGUAUAUGUUGGACUUGAAGAAUGUUACUGUGCAUAUAAUAGAGGAGGAUUUGAGAAAAAGAUACGAUUUGGAAUCCCUAAUCCUCGGUAAAGAUGAAGAAGAAACAAGCAAUUGGUGGGAAACAAACGAAUAUGCUGUCUCUGAAUUAAUAGCUAAUAUAGAGGAAGAAGGAGAACAAAAGAAGCCUAAGAAAAUACGUGGAAUUGCAACUGAUCCGUUUAUUAGACCAUUGCGUUGAGAAAAAAUUUU
Molecule: messenger RNA, 831 nt
Organism: Meloidogyne enterolobii
Lineage: Eukaryota; Metazoa; Nematoda; Chromadorea; Rhabditida; Meloidogynidae
Source: the annotation of a GenBank genome assembly